This is a messenger RNA of Zootoca vivipara (common lizard), 1365 nucleotides long. It is a transcript of the gene C6H19orf12, whose product is annotated as chromosome 6 C19orf12 homolog. Lineage: Eukaryota; Metazoa; Chordata; Lepidosauria; Squamata; Lacertidae. The record is from RefSeq and is a predicted model, not a curated record.
CUACAUUCCGGAAACUUGAGCAAGCUCGGCUGGAACCGCGGCUGUGCGGGACGCAAAGCGAGGCCCAGAUCCGCCCUCUGUGAUGCCCCCACGGAACCUGCGGCUGGGCGGGAGCGACCUCGGCGACCCGGCUAAGUCGAGGCGGAGUUGUGCGCGCAGCCCCGGGCCGAGGGAGGAAAGCUUCCGGAUCCGGGAACGAAUUGCAUGGCCCCGGGGCGGAGAGCAGGAGUUUGCAAAGGGGGUGGGGCCGGAGAGACUCGAGGAAAGCGCCCCGUUUGCCUCCCGGGGCUGGACGGAAGGGGCUCCCCAUCCCCUCCGAGGCCGCUUUGCAAAGGCGCCGACUACAUUUCCCGUCACCCCUCGCUCACGGCCGUGCGUGCUGGGAAUUGUAGUCCAAAAAUUAAAGCACAUUCUCAAGGACUAACGGGUUUCCAGGGCAAGCCUUUCCAGGCUGGUUAAAAGGGCUUCCUGUCAGGUGUGAGCUACGCAAGAUGCCUGUCAGCCUGAAUGACGUCAUGCAGCUCCUAUGCCAUGUGUCUGAAGAGCGGAGAAUGAGGGCGGCCUUCAAGCAUUCGGGGCGAGGAGCGAUCGUGGCUGGGGCAACUGCUUUCUUGGGAGGCCUGGUGGGAGGCCCACCUGGGAUAGCCGUCGGGGGUGCUGUUGGGGGCUUGCUUGGUGCCUGGAUGACCUCUGGGCAGUUUCAGCCCAUCCCUCAGAUCAUCCUGGAACUGCCUCCCGCGGAGCAGCAGCGGCUGUAUGACAACGCCUACGCCAUCAUUGGGAAUUUAGACUGGACCGAUACAGCGCAGCUCAUAGCCCUGGUCAUGGGCAACAGAGCCAUCCAAGACCAGCUGCUCUGCAUGCUGACGAGCUACAUCACCAACGAGCUUAGAGGUGAAAUCAAGUAUGAAAACUAGGGUCUGAUGUGAAAUUGAGUGUGGUUAAACAGACCUCUCCCCACCACCCACCACCCCUUUUUUGGGGGGUAACGUGGGGAAUAUCUUAAAUCUGUUUGGAUCGAUGACUUUUCCCGUUGCAACUGGAGAUUGUGACACUCUUAUCCUCUGUUCCUCAAACCAAUCUCAGAAUAGUGUUUCCAAUGGUUUGAUGAGCCUCUGCCUUUCUACAUCAUUAUCAUCGCUCUGGCUGCUGUGGAUACGUCCAUUUCAGGCCUCAUGUUGACUCGUGAGAGCCACAUGUAUGUUCACUGGAAGUUGACCACUUGUGACUACUAGGAUCAGCCAGUGCUUGCAGCAGUCCUGCCCUGCGGUAGCUGCUUGUGUGUGUGUGUGUAGGUGUAGUGCUGAUCUAUCUGGCGUCCUAACUGAAUAAUGCUGACAAGGGGAUCGUCCUGGUUUAGAUGUC